CCUGCACUGUGGGAUGUGCAGAGCCAUCUGCGUACUGUCUGUUGGGAUCCACAGAAAGACACAAUGGAUUCAAGCAGAAUUUUAAUCUGCACAUUAAGUGCAAACUAAUUAGCUUGAGUUGCUGCCUUUGUUAGGCACUGCACAUCCUAGCCAGAAGUACAGCAGGUUAGGUCCUCCCUUAGCAGCGGAACCAUGAGUCAAAGGCACAAGGAUUGAUAGUGGUUUCAUACCUACCUAAUGGCUCUAGAGCAGGCUCUGCACGGGAUAGCUGUGGCUCAUUAUGUACAGCGUGGUCAUUGCUCAGGCUCCUGGGAUGUUGACACAGCACAGCUGGGAAAAUAUGAAGAUUUUGUGGCUGGUAGUGGUGGCGUGGUGUGUCCUAGCACCUCCAGCGCAGGCCAGCAAGAGCUCGGAGGACAUCCGCUGCAAGUGCAUCUGCCCCCCAUACCGGAACAUCAGUGGGCACAUUUACAAGAAGAAUGUGUCACAGAAAGACUGCAACUGCCUGCACGUGGUGGAGCCGAUGCCUGUGCCGGGGAACGAUGUGGAAGCCUACUGCCUGCUGUGUGAGUGCAAGUACGAGGAGCGCAGCACCACCACCAUCAAGAUCAUCAUCAUCAUCUACCUCUCAGUGGUGGGGGCGCUGCUGCUGUACAUGGCCUUCCUCAUGCUGGUUGACCCCUUGAUCCGGAAGCCAGAUGCCUACACCCAGCCCCUGCACAAUGAAGAGGAGAACGAGGAGGCCCGCUCAUUGGCAGCAGCUCCCGCUCCCACCGGCGCCAGAGCCAACACGGUGCUGGAGAGGGUGGAAGGAGCCCAGCAGCGAUGGAAGCGCCAAGUGCAGGAGCAGAGGAAGACGGUUUUUGACCGACACAAGAUGCUGAGCUAGAGCAAGCCAGGCAUGCAGUGACGGCCCGCUGGGGACAGGCAGCCGCAGCGUAGAGGGGAUAGGCUGUGUCUAUCUCACCCAAUAGGACCCCCACAUUGUUUGUUUUGAGCCCUGCAACCCAUUCUCCCCAGUGUUUCAUAGAGCAAACAAGGCCAAAGUGCCUGCCCAUGACUGUGCCCUCUGCCCCCUUUGCAGCCUAAGCCAGAGGCACCCUGAGCUUUGCCCAGCUGAGGGCCCCAUUGACAACUGCCCUCAAAUGGCCCCAAAGGAAUCCUGGUGCAGCCACUGUCAUCCUUAAUAAGGAGACUGGCAGAGACUACAGCUCCCAGCAUGUACUGCUCCAGCUUGAUUCCCCAGCGGUCAUGACACAGAGUGCUGCGUGCUGGGACCUGUCGGCUGUACCUCGGUGUUAAAAGUUGCGGGCAAAGGUGGGACCCAGUUUUAGAACUCCCUUGCCUGCAUUUGGCGCUUGGUGUGUGCCCCUCUCUGGAAGCAUGUCACGUGGCAUGAAAUAGCCUUGAGCGAGGGCAUUGUAAUCACUGGGGAAUCCCUGUCCCUCGCCUCUUCCUUUUAGCUGUUGUGUAACAAUCUGCAGCCUGGAGAAUUCAAAGAAAGCUAUUUAAUGAAACAAAGCUGGUUUCAGCCCAUUCCUGGCUUACACAGGGAGACAGAUACAUCAGCACAUGGCUUCUGCCAAACCUGUUUGGCCGCUGUGCUGUCAAGACACAGAGCCCACUGGCCUUAGCUGAGGGGCUGUGAACCCAGAGAAACCAACAAGGGAGGCAAGCUUGUGUUUGUGCUGGAUGAAAUAAGCCAGUUCUGUACAUAUGGGCGCUCAGAUGCAGCUUGUCCUCCCAUAGAGCUCAUGUUCAAUAGGAGGCGGGAUUAUUUAUGGCUAUUAUUUACACUGCCUCACAGUUCUACUCCAUGGCAGGGCACCAAACAUUCUACCACGUACCACAGGGAGCCAGACUCUUCCCUGGGGUAAACGGGCAUAGUUCCACUAAGGUCAGUAGAGCUACCUUCACUGACAGCAGCGGAAGAUCUGGUCCCGGAGCCUUUUCUGUAAGGACGCCGCUCUGGACACAAGAGGCCUGGUUCUCCUCUCAUGGGCACCAGUGUCAGGAUUUGCACUGGUGUGAAUGAGAGGAGAAUCCAGGCCUUUGGAUUCAGUUGCUGCUCUGAUUUACUCUGGUGUAAAUCUGCAGUAACUCCACUGACGUCAGUGGGGUCUCUCCAGAUCUACACCAGCCAGAGUCUCGCACCUGAGCCUUCUGUCUAACUGAGCAUUGUGAAAGAGUGUUGGGUACUAACAACCCAAGGGAGAGGGGGGGAGGCCUGAUUCUCAUUUACACUGAGGCCAUUUUACUCCACUUUAGCCCUGCACAGUGGGGUAACACUUCGCUCCACUUUCAGGCCUGUUUACACUGGCAGAGCGAGGCACAGGGCCAUUAGUGUCAAUGAGACUUUAGAACAAAGGUUUCACUACGUUUAGCAGGUCUGGAACCUAAGCCCCUCUUGCUCUCUGGAUCACAGAGCCCUGAACAUUUACUAAAGAUGCACUUUAGUUUCUGUAAUGCAUAGAAGAAACUGUCCGAGAUCUUUGACUAUGGUAAGUAUUCCUGUGGUGUGUGUGAAAGCAGAGUAAUUAAUUGGUGUAUUUAUUCAUCUGUUACUCCAAUUUGUUUUCCCAUCAAGAAAGUUUGCUAAGUGCUUGAGUUUUGUUAGCAUUGCUUCUUUAAACAGAAACAGAGAUUGCUUCUUUAAACAGAAACAAGAGAGUGUGUCACUUGAGUGGCUUUUUUUAACUGGAUACUUUUGCUGUGUAGGAAUUAAAAUAUUCUAUGCUAGGCUGCAGAUACCUGGUUUUCAGAGCAAAAUUAAUUGCGGACGGGGGAGAGGAGAAAGGGGAGCAAUGGGUGCUGUUGGCGGCUGGGGGAAGGGAAUAUAAAUAUAACCCAAAUUUCCCUGUGCUCUCCUAGCCUUAUGUUAAACCUGUGCCCAGGCUCAGCUGAUGUGCAGGGCUUACCCAGUCAGAGAAUGGGAUUCUCUGACCUGUGUUAUGCAGGACGUCAGACUCAGUAAUCAGAAUAGCACCUUCUGACCUCAGCAUCUAGGCUGUUAGCUAAGGACCUAAUCCCAAAAGGUGCUGAGAAAUUGCUUUGACUUCAGUGGUAUCGGAGAGUACUUAGGGGUACUUAGGACUGGAUCCUGCAGAGGGCUAACGAAAUGUACGCUGUCAGCCAAAAUAUAAAGAGCCCUCCUGAUUUAUUUUGGGCCUGCAUGCCUGGAUAUCCCACAAAAAACAAAGCAAAGGUCUCAUCAGUGCUUUUCUGGGGACCAGGGGUGACGGGCAGCCAUGGCUUGGGGUUACACCAGGGAUAAAUAUGGCCCCAUCCAUUCAACAGGCUUUCAUAUCAUCUUACUGUAAGGCUCAGGUGCACCUGUCUUUUACAAGGUAAAUUUUUUCCCUGUAUUUGCAUUUGCCUGCUCAGCGUGAAAUUCACCACCAAUGCCCUGUGCCUGCUCCCUGAGGCU
Molecule: messenger RNA, 3427 nt
Organism: Mauremys reevesii (Reeves's turtle)
Lineage: Eukaryota; Metazoa; Chordata; Testudines; Geoemydidae
Gene: TMEM9
Product: transmembrane protein 9
Exons: 6
Coding region: 281-889 (202 amino acids)
Cellular component (GO): lysosomal membrane
Source: RefSeq, a predicted model, not a curated record